Molecule: messenger RNA, 1909 nt
Organism: Paraphaeosphaeria sporulosa
Lineage: Eukaryota; Fungi; Ascomycota; Dothideomycetes; Pleosporales; Didymosphaeriaceae
Exons: 1
Coding region: 279-1769 (496 amino acids)
Source: RefSeq, a predicted model, not a curated record
GUGCCCAUGUCCCGCUUCGACGCCAGCACCCACAUCCCUCCUUUGUGCGGUUACAGCCGGCUGGCCGCGCAGCCUUGCAGCCCUCAUUCGCCCGCGCCCUGACCGGUCAGAGUGGUAGGACAACCACCGUGUCUAUACCAUCAUGCAGCUCCUGACGUGCGCCCGCAGGCCCACCCACGCCCGGCAACGAUGCGCCCAACCCCGUCGACGAUGCCACCGAACAAGCCAACGAAGAUGACGGAGGGAAGUGGCACAAGUACAAGGGCACGGCGUUCAAGAUGUUCGAAGCGGCCGCGACCACGGGCGCUUCCAUCCUGAUCCUCGGCAUAGUCGGCUACAGCUACACGCGGUACUACAAGCACAAUGUGCUGUCCAAGAUGGAGAACGCCUUUACCCCCGGCGAUCCCGUCCUCGAGCUGGCCGCCGUCGGCAAGGAAGUCCCCAAUGCGCCGCACGCGAACGUCUCCGUACCGGGCUCUGAGGACGGGGGCGAGUACGAUCGCUGGAUACCCCGCGAGGAGCAGGCACGCAUCGAUAGAAUCAUGUGCGGUGAAGAGAAGGGCCGCUACCAUCUGCUCAUCGGCGAGAAGGGCACCGGAAAGAGCUCCAUGCUGAUCGAAGCCAUGUCAAAGAUAGAUGGCGAAGGAGUGGCUAUGCUGGAAGCCCACGCUGAUCCUGAGAUCUUUCGCAUCCGUGUGGGACGCGCCCUAGACUUCGAAUUCCACGAAGACAACAUCGGGGCCCUGUUCUCCAUCCGCGGACCGCGCGAUGCCUCCGCCCUUCUAGACAUCGAGCGCGCCUUCAACAAGCUCGAAAAGGUUGCAUUGAAGCGCCGUGCGCGCGUCGGGCGACCACUUGUCUUGAUCAUCAACCAGGCCCAUCUCAUUAGGGAUGACGACGACGGCCGCGACCUCAUCGAGCUCAUCCAGCAGCGCGCCGAGCAAUGGGCCGCCUCCAACCUCGCCACCGUCAUCAUAAACUCGGACAAAUACUGGGUCUAUGAGCGUCUCAAGCUCCACGCGACUCGCAUGGAAGUGACCCAAGUCUCGGACCUCCCCAAAGACCGCGCCAUGCAAGCCCUCAAAAACUACCGCAUGAAGUACUGGAAAGAAGCCACGCCGGAUUCGGUCCUCACUGAAGUCUACAACAAAAUCGGCGGGCGUCUCACCUUCCUCAACCGCGUCGCCAAAGCGCAGGACAUGAUCCACAAGUGCGACGAGAUUUGUGAAAUGGAGAAGACGUGGUUCCUGAACAACUGCGGCAUCCUCGGCAGCGAGAUGGACGACGACGUCAUGGACCAGCAGAAAUAUGCGUCCACGGCGAUGGUGCUGGCCUUCGCCCUCCACAAGAAAUACGAGGAGAUGGACAAGACAUACGACGACACCAUCGGCCACAUUCUCCCCGAGAUCCCGCUCCACCAGGCGCGCUACAUCAUGACGCGCGCAGACUUCAUCCGCCAGCACCACGAUCUCUCCAUCUUUGCGAUCGACCGCCACGCAAAGGUCCGCGCGGAUAGCGUGCCCAUGCAGCGCGCGUUCAACCAGAUCUGCAGCGAGCCGGGCUUCGAGAAGUUCCUGGAGGCGACGCUGGAUCGGAUCGGCGAUAUCGAGAGCUUGGGCCGCACGAAGGAGCUUACCUUCAAGGAUUUGUGGGAGGGCGGGAAGUACAAGAUUACGAGUAGGGACAGGAAGGGGAAUGAGGUUGGCGUGGUGGAGAUGGAGACGGUUGCGCCGCCGGAGAAGGAAGAUGAUGGGGAUGACAAGGACUGAUCGCUACCGAGUAGCAGAUCAUGCACAGGAUUGGGUUAUCUGGGCUGGGAAACGUAUCAUGUGCUCCAUGGAACGCGGCUGUAUGACCACGCUGUACGAUACGGAUGGGUCUGGGCGGGAUACGUCGGUUUCGGUUGGAG